GAGCUACGCUGACACCGGCUGCUCCUUGUACAGUUACAAAGUCAACAUGCUUCUUGCUGCUCACGUCUGUGCCUAACCCAGAGGGCAACCUGGAGCUAGGUAGGAGCCACAGAUCAGCCCUCGGACUCCAGCUCAAGGACAAAGGACCACAGAUGCAGCAAAUUUAAAGCACAAUCCAUGGGACAGCCUGUAACGUGACAAAGAAAAGACCUCAUCAAGAAAUAUCUUCAUCCCUGCAGGAACUUAAAAUAACAAGUGGCCAGGUCCUUAAAAUAACAAGUUGAACUGAAGAAAUCUGUCUUAGGCAGUAAAAUCUUGGAAGAGUUUCCAGAUUGUUUGAACUUCUCUGGCCGCACAAUACAGGAAGGAAGGCUGCUGCAGCUCAGGGACCUCCAGCGUCUGCAGCAUGGGCUGGUUCACUGGGAUUGCCUGUCUUUUCUGGGGUAUAUUACUUACAGCAAGAGCAAACUAUGCAAACGGAAAGAACAAUGUGCCAAGACUGAAAUUAUCGUACAAAGAAAUGUUGGAAUCCAACAAUGUGAUCACUUUCAAUGGCUUGGCCAACAGCUCCAGUUAUCACACUUUUCUUCUGGAUGAGGAACGGAGUAGACUGUAUGUUGGAGCAAAGGAUCAUAUAUUUUCAUUCAACUUGGUGAAUAUUAAAGAUUUUCAAAAGAUUGUGUGGCCAGUAUCUUAUACCAGGAGAGAUGAAUGCAAGUGGGCUGGAAAAGAUAUCCUGAAAGAAUGUGCAAAUUUCAUCAAGGUCCUCAAGGCUUAUAAUCAGACUCACUUGUACGCCUGUGGAACGGGGGCUUUCCAUCCAAUUUGCACCUAUAUUGAAGUUGGACAUCAUCCUGAGGACAACAUUUUUAAACUGCAGGACUCACAUUUUGAAAACGGUCGUGGGAAGAGUCCUUAUGACCCCAAACUUCUGACUGCCUCUCUUCUAAUAGAUGGUGAGUUGUACUCUGGAACUGCUGCGGAUUUCAUGGGACGAGACUUUGCUAUCUUCAGAACAUUGGGGCACCAUCAUCCCAUCAGGACCGAGCAGCACGACUCCCGGUGGCUCAAUGAUCCUAGAUUCAUCAGUGCCCAUCUCAUCCCAGAGAGUGAUAACCCUGAAGAUGACAAAGUAUAUUUUUUCUUCCGAGAAAAUGCAAUAGAUGGAGAACAUUCUGGAAAAGCCACUCAUGCUAGAAUAGGUCAGAUAUGCAAGAAUGACUUUGGAGGACACAGAAGUCUUGUGAAUAAAUGGACAACUUUCCUGAAAGCACGCCUGAUUUGCUCUGUGCCAGGUCCCAAUGGCAUUGACACACAUUUUGAUGAAUUACAGGAUGUAUUCUUAAUGAACUCUAAAGAUCCUAAAAAUCCAAUUGUCUAUGGAGUGUUCACAACAUCAAGCAACAUCUUUAAGGGCUCUGCUGUGUGUAUGUACAGUAUGAGUGAUGUAAGAAGGGUGUUCCUUGGUCCAUAUGCUCACAGAGAUGGUCCCAACUAUCAGUGGGUACCUUACCAAGGAAGAGUCCCUUAUCCACGACCAGGAACUUGUCCCAGUAAAACAUUUGGUGGAUUUGACUCCACAAAGGACCUUCCUGAUGAUGUCAUAACCUUUGCAAGAAGCCAUCCAGCCAUGUACAACCCAGUGUUUCCUAUUAAUAAUCGCCCAAUAAUGAUCAAAACAGAUGUAAAUUAUCAGUUCACACAAAUUGUUGUAGACCGGGUGGAUGCAGAAGAUGGCCAGUAUGAUGUUAUGUUCAUCGGAACAGAUGUUGGAACUGUCCUUAAAGUGGUUUCAGUCCCCAAGGAGACUUGGCAUGACCUAGAAGAAGUUCUUCUGGAAGAAAUGACAGUCUUCCGGGAACCAACAACUAUUUCAGCAAUGGAGCUUUCUACUAAACAGCAACAACUGUACAUUGGCUCAACUGCUGGAGUAGCACAGCUUCCUCUACACCGUUGUGACAUUUAUGGCAAAGCCUGUGCAGAGUGCUGCCUUGCUCGGGACCCUUAUUGUGCCUGGGAUGGGUCAUCAUGCUCACGCUAUUUUCCUACUGCAAAGAGGCGCACAAGACGACAGGAUAUAAGGAAUGGAGACCCACUGACUCACUGCUCCGACUUGCAGCAUCAUGAUAAUCAUCAUGGGCACAGUCUUGAAGAGAGAAUCAUCUAUGGAGUAGAAAAUAGUAGCACAUUCUUGGAAUGCAGUCCGAAGUCACAGAGAGCCUUGGUAUAUUGGCAAUUUCAGAGGCGAAAUGAAGAUCGAAAGGAGGAGAUCAGAGUGGGUGAUCAUAUCAUCAGGACAGAACAGGGGCUCCUGCUUCGUAGUCUGCAGAAGAAGGAUUCAGGCAAUUACCUGUGUCACGCCGUGGAGCACGGUUUCAUGCAAACUCUUCUUAAGGUGACCCUGGAAGUCAUCGAUACAGAACAUUUGGAGGAACUUCUUCAUAAAGAUGACGAUGGAGAUGGCUCUAAGACCAAAGAAAUGUCCAGUAGCAUGACACCCAGCCAGAAGGUCUGGUACAGAGACUUCAUGCAGCUCAUCAACCACCCCAACCUGAACACAAUGGAUGAGUUCUGUGAACAAGUGUGGAAAAGGGACCGAAAACAACGCCGACAAAGGCCGGGGCACUCUCAAGGGAGCAGCAACAAGUGGAAGCACAUGCAGGAGAGCAAGAAAGGUAGAAACAGGAGGACCCACGAGUUUGAGAGGGCACCCAGAAGUGUCUGAGCUGCGCCACCUCCCAAAACCUCAAACAAGUACAAACUUGCUUAGAUAAUAACUGGAAAAAAUGCAAUACACAUGACCAUUUCAUGGCAUUAUGUGGAUGUUUACAAUGGUGGGAAGUUCAACCAUGUUCCACCAAUUUAAGUCCGCGAGGAACCUUUCCAGCAGGCUUUCUUCAGACUACCAACGCCUGACAGAGAUCACAGGUGAGCGUAGGUGUCCAUGUCCGCUGACUUAGUGUUUCCUCUGAGCGUUCAUUUUGCUUUCUUCUUUGCCUGAGAAAUAAAAAUGUCAUUUGCCAUGCUGCCGUUGAAAGGAGAAAAACUGCAUCAGCAGAGCCAUUUUAUCGAAGCGAGAGUUGAAAAUAAACUGCAUGGAUUCAGUAAGCAGAUGACUAUUCCAAAACGUGAUUGGAGUCAAGGAUGUUUUGUCUACCAGCACUCGUGUUUAUAUGUACUGGAGUAGUAAAAAAAAAGGAGAAUGGAACUGAGUGAAAUAGUCUGAGGAGAUAUAAAAACAUAAACCAUCCAUCAUCCGGAAGAGAAAUGGAGUACACUGAUCUACUACUGAUGUCUUCUUUCAGCUUUGAUCUAAAGAUGUAUUUUAUUAAAGCUAUAAUUUAAAUGUACCAUGGCAAACAUGCAGUAAAGAUUAGCUGUUUUCUAAGCUAGAGUAGGUUUUGUCUUGCAGUUACCAUGCUAUACCGUUUGUUUAAAAAUUCCAACCGUGUGCUGCUUUUUUCACAUUGUGUUUUCGGGUUCUGUAAGAGGCAGUAUAUCACUUUAGGCCCAUACUCACUAUUAACUAUUACUUUCUGACACCAAGAAUUAUGUGUUUCCCCUUUGAAGAAACCAAACAGAUAGAAGGUUAUCACCCUGACUUGUAAAGGUAUUAUCUAAGUUAACUCUCACAUACGUAAUGUUCUUUAGCCAACCAAAAAUUAAGACAGCGCAAAAGAGACAGAAAGAGUCAUUAGAGGCAUCCGGAAGGAUCAAGGGGGAAAACAAAAGAGCUUUGUGUCUCAUGAAAAGAACAUUGUCUUAACAGAGUGUUAAUAAAAUGUCCUUUACCAUUGGCUUGAAGAUUUGCAUGAUGUGUGAGGCAUAGGACUUUCUCAUGAUUCCACAUGCCACUAAAGAUUCUAGUUUCAGUCAUUUAAUAAUUUCUGAAACAGAGAGAGAGAGAGAGAGAGAGAGAGAGAGAGGUGAGAGAGAGAGAGAGAGAGAGAUUAGUGACAUUCAGAACACAUUCUACCAACAAAAUGACACAUUUCUCAACCAUUUUCUCUGUGAAUCAGCUAACUUUUAUCCACCCUGUAUCAUAUAAUUGUUUGUAUGAACAACUUAUAAGUGUUUUUAUCUCAAUGAGAGUGAGUUUAUAAACUAUUAUCAGAUCAUACAUUUCACUUAGAAAGUGCAAAGUUCUUUGUUUCAUGAAUAAAGUAUAAGAUAACACAAAAUAUUUCGAAAUGUAUGCCCUCUGUUGGUUGGAGAUGGUUUCCUGAGAUCACUGAGUUCCAAAUGCUUCAGGACUUGUACAUUAUAGAACAACUAAUUGGUGCUCCUUGCCUCACUGCAGGAAUUCCUCCUUCCACCCUUCAGCAUGCACAAAAGUGAGAAGUAAAUAUCUUCUUGCUAAUUAAUGAAGUGGAGUUGCUAUUUUAGCUCUAGUUGUCUCCAAAUUCCACUACACCAAGUCGCUGUUCCCUUUCCCCUGCAGUCUUUCACAGACAGAAGCUCACGUUUCAGCUUUAAUGAUUAUUUAAAUAAACAACUUGUUGACAUGUCUUUCAAACAAAAGCCUAAAGUCACUCUACAUCUGAUGUUAGGCUCCUUAACCAACAUGGUGUUGCUUUUGGAAAUAAGUCCUCAAAGGUAGGCUGAAUUGAUGAAGUAUUUGAAGAACAUACGCUGAACAGACAAAAAUGAAAGGAACAUAAAGUCAGAGAAAGAGGGAGCUCCAAGUAGACCAUUCUCUCAUUUAAUAGGGUCUUAACUGUCCAAAUAUUUGAUGUUAUAUUUCAUUCUAAAUUUGCAGCUGACACAUGCUUAUUUGCAAUUACAUAACUCUCCCAUUUCUUUCUAGCUCUUAACAAUAAAGGAACUAAUAGAACGAAGGUUGUAUGAUAACGUUAUGGAUGCCUUUCAGGAUCUGAAUGCAUUUUGCUUAGCUCUACGAAUUAGCAAUAGAGCACCACUUAGGUUUCAAUUAAAAGUGUUGCAAACAAGCAACUAUAUUGACACGCCUCAAUCAAGCACCAUGUCUAAGUUUUCAAAGAAAGUUAUUGAUCUAACUUAUAAGUAAAUAAAUAAAUAAAUCUUACGACAGUUAUAACCUGCCAUUGUGUAUUGAGAGAGGACAGUUUGCACGAAGAAGAAUGAAUGUCCCAUUAACUAAGUAACUUAGAUGGACUUUGGCAUAUGCUUGUAUCAUCAUUUGGUAAGACCUGCCUAAGAGAUGCAUGUGACCUUAAAAAAAUUACUACAGCAAUCUUAAAAUAGUCUCAUGUGGAAAAAGACACAUCACGGUGGAGAGAGCGGGCCCCGCUGACAGCAAAUGCAAAGUGUAAAUGCAUGCAAAUGCACACUUAUUGCUUCUUUCAUGUAUAAUUUAGUGAUUUAUAAUGGUAUGUGUUUAAUAUUUUUGCUACCUACACAUUAGACAAAGAGGUGUAAAUAAUUUUGGAAAGAGUAGAAAGAACAUUGUAAAAUACAAGUUUCUAGAGAUGCUCCAUCCCAGUUUGUUCACCAUCAUCCUCAAGUGAAAGAUUUCCCAUACAAGUGAUGCGGUAGCUUAUGUACUACUUAAGGGCAGAGAGGGUAUGCCCCUCCAUGAGCAUGCUUUUUGCCAGGUCAUAAAUUGUUCCGUAUCUGUAUUUAUCAUUGCAUUUCAGAUGGGAACUAGAAAACUGGACAGAAAAAUGUAAUGAUAUUGCUGCUGUAAAUUAUUCCUUCUUAGCAUGUAUUCAGUUGCUAAAUAUACAUUUCUUCAAAAUAUUUGAAUUCAGAUGUCUUUACUGUUCCCUGUAACAUAUGGUAUUGAGGAACAUAAGCUUCCAAACCUUCAAGAACCAGAGUCAGGGAGCUAUAUAAUUAGCUAACAGAUUUCUUCAUUGUAGUAUUCUAUAAACUGUGUUCUAUAUUUAUAGUUAUGAUGUGAACUUUUAUGCCCUUUAAAUUAAAUGCUGUUCUCUUUAUGUCAUACCUGGAAAGAAAACACAGGGAUGAAAGUCUUUAAUCAAUGGAUUAUGAUGUGAAACAUCCUAUUUCGAGAUCUAUACAGAUUCCAGAUGACUGGCAUUCAGAGGCCUAUCCUGAAGCUCAUGGGCAAGCAUUGUAUUAAUGUGGAUUUAUUAGUGUAAUGUUUUCAAGUAUUUCUCUUUUAUUAUAUAACAACAUGAUAGUUACGAACUGGCCUGAUGCCAAAGAAUCCAAUGCUUUUUAUUUUAACUUGGUAAUAAUUAUUUAAGUUCAAUGUUAAUGUUUACAGUAUAUCUUUCCUUAAAGGAGAAAACGGUUUUUCAAAAGUAUGCAAACCCUAUUAGUUUUAUUUUAAAAACUUUCCUACACUAGUUACUUCAAGAAUUACAUAUUCGUACACUAAUAAAUCAAGACAAACCCAAAGUGAGAGAAAGAAAGGUGCCGCAGAAAUGGGUUUUCUUAUAACUGAUCAAUUUUCCUGAUCUGCCUAACCAAAGAAAAGUCUUAUUUCCUCAUUUCAAAUAUCCAGUGCACAGACACAGGUUAUGGUAUAAAUAAAACUAAACCAAUAAAAGGAUGGUUUUUAAGAUAUUGGGAGCCAGAUAUGACAGCACCAGUCUGCAAUUCCAAAAGGAGGAUAAAGCAAGAGGAUGGUGGGUGGGAAGUCCAUCUGGGCUCACUAAUGGGACCCUACCACAAAUAAACCAACAAAAUGAUUAGAAAGAAAUUAAAGUAUAUUGUCUAGACACUUCGUUGCUCAAAACUAUGCUUCUAUCUGUUCACAUCUUACAGAGAGCCCAUGACUGUGAACUCAUGAGGCAUUGUGAUGGUAAGAUAGAGGAGGUGUGACUCUGAUUUCACAAAGCUCAUAACAAAAUGAAUGGUGACAGGGCUUGCCAUCACAAUGUAUGACAAUCCUCUUAUUUACAACUAGCCUUAGACAGCAGCAACACAUCUACCUUAAAAACCACCUGGCCCUGCUUACACUUUGUCUACAGCACUUAUCAGAGUGAUGUGAUGUACCGGCUAUGUACAUAUUUCCCUUUCUAGACUGAGAUUUCCUGGAAGUCAAGAGCUUGGUUUUGUUUGUGACAUGGUCACUUGUAGCUCAGGCUGGCCUUGAACUCACUCAAUAGCCAAUAGGAUGAUUUUUAACUCACUCAUUAGCCAACAGGAUGAUUUUUGAGUCUGAUCAUCCUGACCCCACCUCCUGAGUGUUCUAAACAUGAAUCACCGUACCUAGUAGGGUUGUUGGCCAGUUGUUUUUCUUUCUGGUGCCUUGUAUGAUGCCAAAUAAAACUGGAACUCGGCAAAUCAGUGCUGAAAAGAACCACAUUGGAAUGUGCUAAGUGCCAAACUAAAUUUCCCAGCCUAAAUGCCGUCAUUCAAAAUGAAGGGAGAAGCAAAGUUUUGAGGAGAGUCCAGGAGAGCUUCAGAGAAUAAGUGGCACGAUUUGAACUAUCAGUCGAAUUUUCCUAGAAGAGGAAAGAAAAGCACCUCCAGGUAGAAGAAAUACAACUAAAGAGGGAACAAUGAAAUUUUCUAUUUUUCCCCCAGAGAACAAGUAUCCCACAUGAAUGGAGAACAGUGUUCGUUCAACAAAACAAAAACCAAACAAAAUACCACUCCUUUAAGUCAAAAUGGUGUCCUAAUUUAUGAGUUUGAACUAUUGCCCUCUGGGUUUCAGCCACAUUGCCUUCCCUGGCUUAUAUUAUGAUAGGUCAGUUAUUUUUCACUACUUUAUCCACACAUCCUUAGCUUCCUUCCUUUUCUUUUCCUUUUCCUUUUAUUGAAAAUAGAUUUUUUCUCAUAUAAUAUAUCCCCGGUUUCAGUUUCCCCUAUGUCUCCUCCUCCAAGUUUUCCCCCAAACCUUUUCUUCCAUAGGAAUCCACUCUCUUUCUGUCUCUCAUUAGAAAACAAACAGGCUCUUAAGGAAUAAUAGUUAAAUUAGAUAAAACAGAAUCUAAUGAGUGCGUCACUAUUUCUUGUACCUUUGUUUUUGGAACGUUCCCUUCUGUUUGUUUCAUCCAACUCCUAUGUCUUGAUUUCGUUAAUACAGAACUCAUGUGUCUCUCCUCAGUCAGGGCUGUGCCAAUGGACAAUGACAAUAGCCAUUCAAAAUAUUUUCUGCCAGUAUCUUUUCUGUAUUUUUAAAAUUUAUUUAUUUAUUUAUAUUCCAAAUGCAACGCCAAUCUCGGUCCUCUCUCAUGGGCCCCCCCCCCAAUCCUCUUCCCCUUCGUAGCUGAGAGGAUGUCCCCCCUCCCAUAUCUCCCUAUCCUGGUACAUCAAGUCUCUGCAGGAUUAGGUACAUCCUCUCCAACUGAGGCCAGACAAGACAGUCCUCUCCUACAUAUGAGCCUGGAACCUCGGAUCAGCCAGUGUUGGUUGGUAGCUCAGUCUUUGGGAACUCUCAAGGGUCCAGGUUAGUUGACACUUUGGUCUUCCUGUAGAGUUGCCGUCUCCUUCCGGCUUUCAAUCCUUCCCCUAACUCUUCCGCAGGGGGUCCUCAAACUUCCAUUCAAUGUUUGGUAGUGGGUAUCUGCAUUUGUCUUGAGUGGGUAGAGUCUCCCAGAGGACAGCUAUGCUAGACUCCUGUCUACAAGCACACAGCAUCACUAAGAGUGUCAGGUGCCUGCCCAUGAAAUGAGUCCCACGUUGAGCCGGUCACCGAUUGGCCAUUCAUUCAGUCUCUGCUCCAUCUUAAUCCCUGCAUAUUGUUAACCAGAAAUAAUUUGGAGUCAAAAGUUUGUAGGUAGAUUGGUCACCAUGUGUGUCAGCUAGAAUUUUGAGUUCCACAGAAGAGUGACAGAAAGAUGCCGGCUUCUUUGUUUAAACCCUCUGUGCACUGAUUCAGUCCAAAUGAUAAUUUCUGUUCUCUUCAUCUCUCUUAGUGCUGGAAGAUGUGGCCUUGAUAACCAGCUUAGCCCUGCUAGCUAGCAGUAUGGCUAUUAUAAAAACACCUUUCAAGUAUGAACUGCAUGUUUGUUCAAUGUCUUUCUGGUGGAAUAAUUCCUAGUCAAGCAACAGUACAUGUCAGGCAAGCACAUGUGAUUGAAGGCUAAGAUAUAUAUUUUGAAAAACUACAAUAGAAACAAAAGUAAAAGUCUUAGGUUCCUUUUGAGUUUGUCAACCACACACUAUUAUAUUAAAUUGUCAUUAUUAUUUUCAUAGAAGAAAAUGUAUAUUAUUUCUUUUGAUCUUUACAGGACAUGAAUAGAAAUAAUGUUUAUUUAUAUAGAACCUAAGCAAAAAUCCUCAUAUAUAUGUUCAAGUCAUCACAGCAUGAGUAAUUUUGAAGUUUUAACUCACCCCCCUUCUCUUUGUAAGUUCUGUUGAGCAUUAGACACCAGUAAAAUUAUUUUAAACCCAU
This is a messenger RNA of Rattus norvegicus (Norway rat), 9292 nucleotides long. RefSeq names its product semaphorin 3A (gene Sema3a). Gene Ontology annotation, biological process: regulation of plasma membrane bounded cell projection organization; negative regulation of multicellular organismal process; axon guidance. Gene Ontology annotation, molecular function: semaphorin receptor binding. Lineage: Eukaryota; Metazoa; Chordata; Mammalia; Rodentia; Muridae. Gene Ontology annotation, cellular component: extracellular region. The record is from RefSeq and is a predicted model, not a curated record.